This is a messenger RNA of Ciona intestinalis (vase tunicate), 2611 nucleotides long. Lineage: Eukaryota; Metazoa; Chordata; Ascidiacea; Phlebobranchia; Cionidae. The record is from RefSeq.
GCCAGUUGAUAGAUAAGUUAGCGAGCUGGUAGCAUACAAAAAAAUGAAGGUUUGCUGUGUUCUCCUUGCCGUUUUGGUAACAGCGUAUAUUGCUGAUGCCAAUGUCCCACCAUCAUACGAUGUAGACAACCAAGUUAUUCUUGUCUUUUCAUUAAUCAGCGCCCAAAGGUCGGGAGUGAGCCCGAACUCUGUGCUUGAAAUGAUCUUCCCAACUUUAAUGGACAAUAGCAUCGACCUUUCAAGAGAAAUGCAACUCGCUCUUCUCGUCUCUGCUGGGUUUACCCGAGAGCUCGCCCACGCAACUUUAAACGAAGUUAUCCCCAUGAUGGCACGAGAUGGCAAAAGCAAUGAAGAACAAGUGAUGACUUUGCUUCUUCUUACCCGACAAUUCUGCCGAAAAAAUAAGGGCAGCAGCACUACUUGCCCAGAGGAUGAAGGCACAGUUCUCCCAUUGGUAGCAAUGAAGGAGGAACGUGGCUGCAAGGGCGGAGAUAUCUACAGCGAGUACCCAGUCCAUGAGAACGAUACGUGCAGAUGCAACGAACAAGGAGAUGCCAUGUUCUGGGUUUCACUCUUCGACCGAUUCUCGAGACAAAUUAACUCCUCCUCUGUCGUCCAAACCUACAAUACUACCACACACCAGCUUGUUGAUCGCAUCGUACCCGACCAAAUGCCAAUCAUUAUGAUGAUGAUUUUGGAUGACAUGCAGUGCAAUGGUACUUUGAAAGUCAACCCAGGAAGCUGUACAUGCAACAGAGUUACCGAGGGACAUCAGGCAACACUUCUCCAAUAUGCUGUUACAUCCGAAGAAGUACAGGCCAGUCUUACACCCGAACAACGCCGAGCAGUUCGACAAGCAUUCGGUGCACCAGUGCCACGUCAGUCCACCACCCUCAACGAUUACUUUUUGGCCAGCAUGGCAGGAACCACAAGCCCACAGUUGCUCUCUAUCUUGGUAAACAGAGGCGAAUCCCAAUCCGUUAUGCUUCGUCAACUCAUUAUGUCCAGUUUCGGUCUUGACUCUAGCAUGGUACAUCUUCUAUUAAACGGUGGAUUUGGUAACGACGCUAACAAAGUAGCAAUGAUCAACUACCUUGCCAGCAUCGGUGCAGUCGACCCAACUAUUCUUCCAUUGCUCUUGCAAGUAAACCAAGGACGGGAUUUCUACAUCAGCAGUCUCAUUCAAGCUGGCCGAAUCAAUCCUUUGAUGGGCAUGAUCAUUCUCGCACAACAAGGAGGCGCUUCCCAGUCUCAACUCCUCAAUUACAUUACCCAAGCAGUUGCUGGCUCGUCAAACCCAGCUUACUUUGAGAGUUUGACCCGUCCUUACAUCCCCGCAUUGCCUUCCGGUAUUUUCCCUGGUUCUAAGCUUUACUUUGCUCAUUUCGAGAGCCUCGGUGUCAACACAUGCGCUCUGCACGAUCUCAGAAACCGAAUCCAAUGCGGAUACCUUGGUAUCACUGCCGCUGCUUGUGAAACUGCACCAUACUGUUGUUACAACCCCAUUUUCCUUACUGACGUUGAAGUACGAAAUGCAACCAACAAUGCUAUUCUUUCCGCCACAGCAGUGCCAUGGUGUUACUACAACGUUUUCUUUGUUUACCACAACAGCUACUACUUGGAGGUUAAGAAACCAACAAAAUUCGCAUCACCAAUUCAAUGUCUUGGACUAUUCAAAUACGGUUUAACCCUUGAUAACACUUUCUACCACCUUUAUGACCCAGCAAACCCAGACAAUGGUGUUGGAAGACUUGUUAAUCCUCGAUAUGAAUGCGGUUUCCCCGGUGUGACUCAAUUCCACUGCGUUGCUAUUAGAGGAUGUUGUUGGGAUGAGAACUCACCAUACAGAGUCCCACAAUGCUACCAACCAAAUGGACCAUCAAACCUUGAAUUCAACUUUGAUCAAAUCCCAGUUGCUUACAAACCAGCAAAUGGAUCCUGCAACGUAAACAUUCACAAAAUCCCAAUGCUCUACUACUCAAGAGUGGCUUGCCACUACACCAUAAAUUACCACAUUAUUGGUUACAACAUAUUAUCUAUCCCCAAUAGAGUGGAUUGCCUUACUAAACUAGGAUGUUGUUAUGAAGAUGACGAGACUGUCGUUGCUCAAUACCCAUCUAUUCCACGAUGCUAUUCAAGAGAAAUCGGAACAAUAGCCGGUUUGCCAGCAAUAGGAAGUUUAAUUCGUUCUGGCAGCACAUCACCAUUUGGACCUGAAUUCCCACCAGUUGGAGGCAAAAAGUGAAUCUGAACUAUAUACUUGCCUAUUUCUUGUAUAAUGUAACUUGUCGUAUGUUGGGCGACUUCUUUCCUUUUCAUUUUUAUAUGUUAAUGUCACAAGACAACUGAAUGGCUGCACAAUAAGAAAAAUACUAGAAAAAUUGUACAGUUAAUAUUACUAUUCAAAGCUUUGAUUAUUUAUUCUGAGCAAAAUGAUAACCUGCUGUAAACUAGCCCUCAGUCAAGUUAUUGUACUGCCGUUACUGCCAUGCCAAUGUAGUAUGCAGAUUAAUGUUAACUUUUUAACAAAUAUUACGAGCUUUACUAAAUUUUGGUGAUACACGCCCACUAACGCUGUACUGUUAUGUAAUAAAAAAUAUCACGAAAGGUU